This is a messenger RNA of Marmota monax (woodchuck), 1515 nucleotides long. Its product is annotated as olfactory receptor 7C1-like. Bases 577 to 1515 code for a protein of 312 amino acids. Lineage: Eukaryota; Metazoa; Chordata; Mammalia; Rodentia; Sciuridae. Gene Ontology annotation, molecular function: G protein-coupled receptor activity; olfactory receptor activity. The transcript has a single exon. The record is from RefSeq and is a predicted model, not a curated record. Gene Ontology annotation, cellular component: membrane. Gene Ontology annotation, biological process: G protein-coupled receptor signaling pathway.
UUAUUUGUUGAAAGUAUUUCUUUUCCUCCCUCCUUCCCUUCCUCUCUCCCUCUCUCCCUUCCUUCCUUCUGACCUCCUCUUCUGUUAUUUCUUCCUUUCCUUUGGAAACUGAAAUCCUACUCAUCCUGCUCAUCCUGAAAUAUUUUUUCAGAUUUUUCCCCUCCUCUCAAAUUUGCUUAUUGCUCAGAGUCAUCUGACCCUCCUCUGAGUCCCCGUCCUGCCAAACACAAGGAAGAUAACUCAGACCUUUCUUUAGGUCUCUGGGCCCCAUGUGUAUUGGAGCAGGUGUGGAUUGUUUUAUCCCUAAGAUCUAAAAUUUCUUCUAACUUUCUGUAGUUAAUUCUAAGGCAGAGACAAAGGGAAUGGGUGAGUCUCCCAUAGGCCAAUAGACAUGGAUUUGUCAAUAUCAUGAAAUGUUGCCUAUAAUGAAUGAGAGAAUGUAGGUUUUCUAGAUUCUAUAAUAUUAAAGAUUUCAUGCCCAAUUUUUUACCUCAAGAAAUAAAGAAGCCAAGAUAGUCUGUCUGGUGUCUAUUUCAUGUUCUUUCUCUUUAAUUGUCUAGCUGAUGUGUCAACAACAUGGGACUAGGAAAUCAAACAAAUGCUUUAGAAUUUAUACUGCUGGGAUUUUUCCAAGACUCAGAGCAUCAACUGAUGUUAUUUGGAUUGUUCCUAUCCAUGUUUAUAGUCACCUUCCUUGGGAACUUGUUCAUCAUCAUAGCCAUUGUCUCAGAUUCCCAUCUUCAUACGCCCAUGUACUUCUUUCUCUUCAAUCUGUCUUUCGCUGACAUUGGUUUCAUCUCUACAACCGUCCCAAAGAUGCUGGUGAACAUUCAGACACAGAGCAGAUCCAUCACCUAUGCAGGCUGCAUCACCCAGAUGUAUUUUUUUAUGGUUUUUGGAGGCAUGGAUACCUUCCUUCUCACUGUGAUGGCUUAUGACCGGUUUGUAGCCAUCUGUCAUCCCCUUCACUAUCCAGUCAUCAUGAACUCCCAUCUGUGUGGCCUCCUGGUUCUUACAUCCUGGUUAAUCAGCUUGUCAUAUUCUCUGAUCCAGAGUCUGUUGAUGCUGCGUCUAUCCUUCUGUACCAAUUGGGAAAUUCGACACUUUUACUGUGAACUUGCUCAGGCCAUCAUGCUAGCUUGUUCAGACACACUGAUCAAUCACAUAAUACUCUACAUGGUGACUGGCCUUCUUGGAUUUGUUCCCUUUUCAGGGAUCCUUUUCUCUUAUACCCGGAUUGUCUCUUCCAUCCUGAGAAUUCCAUCAACAUAUGGAAAAUAUAAAGCUUUUUCUACCUGUGGGUCUCAUCUAUCUGUGGUUUCUUUAUUCUAUGUGACAGGUCUUGGUGUAUACCUCAGUUCUGAAGCAUCAUCAUCUUCCUGGAAAGGCAUUAUGGCCUCCAUGAUGUAUACUGUGGUCACCCCCAUGCUGAACCCCUUUAUCUAUAGCUUGAGGAACACAGACAUUAAGAGGGCCCUGAAGAAACUACUUGGCAGAACAUUUUAUGUUCAGUGA